This is a messenger RNA of Megalopta genalis, 2214 nucleotides long. RefSeq names its product L-lactate dehydrogenase. The record is from RefSeq and is a predicted model, not a curated record. Gene Ontology annotation, biological process: lactate metabolic process; pyruvate metabolic process. NCBI's taxonomy places the organism in Eukaryota, Metazoa, Arthropoda, Insecta, Hymenoptera, Halictidae. Gene Ontology annotation, molecular function: L-lactate dehydrogenase (NAD+) activity. Gene Ontology annotation, cellular component: cytoplasm.
AAAAUGCUACGUCGCGCCGAACGGAAGUAUCGACUAAAGAAGCAUAAUCGUAUUGCCCAAGGGAUACCGUAUAUCCCGCGGCAUUAUCACCGCGAUCAAUCUGAGACGCAGCCUGCCGUCAACGAAGAGAUCUCAGAGAGCAAUCAUGAGACAGCUCCUGAAAUUUGCUUCGAUUCUCCGGCGAACCCGCCGGAGUCGUCUAAAACGUGUCCGAUGAUGCUGAGAAACCGAGAAGAGGAACGAAUAUACAACGAGAUACAAUCGACGAGAUAUACCAGCGCCUCUACAAAUACUGAUCAGCACCGCUUCCAGACUGAUCCUGUAAUUUUCUUUGAUCCUCCGGAGAGCCCGCCGGAGUCGUCUAAGACGUGUCUGAUGCUGACAAACCGAGAAGGGGAACGGAUUUACAAAGCGAGAAAUACCAGUGUCUCUAUAAAUACUGAUAACCAACGCCUCCAGACUGAUCCUGUAAUUUCCUUUGAUUCUCCGGAGAGCCCGCCGGAGUCAUUUAACUCGGCGUGUUCAAUGAUGCAGGAAGAUGGAGAAAAGGAACGGAUUUACGACGAUUUAAAUCCUUUUCAUCAACGAAUAAUGACAAGUAUAAAGGACCAGCUGCUGAGCACAGUGACGGAACCGGUGCCCAUUGGCAGGAACAAGGUUACAAUAGUCGGCGUGGGUCAGGUCGGCAUGGCCUGUGCCUUCAGCAUCCUGACGAACCACGUUUCCAGCGACGUCGUUCUGAUCGACGUGAUGGCGGACAAGCUGAAAGGAGAGAUGUUGGACCUCCAACACGGCAGCACGUUCUUGAAGAACGCGAAGGUGAACGCGAGCACUGACUACGCCGCCACUCGGGAUUCCAGUCUCUGCAUCGUCACUGCCGGUGCUCGGCAAAGGGAAGGCGAGACCAGGCUAGAUCUGGUUCAGCGGAACACGGACAUCUUCAAGGGCAUCAUCCCACAGCUGGUCAAAUAUAGCCCGAACACUAUCUUGCUGAUCGUCUCGAAUCCCGUUGACAUAUUGACUUAUGUGGCCUGGAAGCUUUCCGGUUUGCCGAAGAACCGCGUGAUCGGAAGUGGUACUAAUCUUGAUUCCGCUCGCUUCCGGUUCCUGCUGUCGCAAAAGUUGAACGUUGCGCCAACUUCUUGCCACGGCUGGAUCAUCGGCGAACACGGCGACACUAGUGUGCCGGUAUGGUCGGGAGUGAACGUGGCCGGUGUCAGGCUGCGCGAUCUAAACGAAGACGUUGGAACUGACAACGAUCCCGAGAAAUGGAAUAAUUUGCACAAGCAGGUCGUCGAUAGCGCUUACGAAGUUAUCAAGCUCAAAGGAUACACAUCGUGGGCCAUUGGAUUGAGCGUUUCUCACCUGGCGUCGGCCAUUUUGCGAAACUCGAACCAGGUCCAUGCGGUGUCCACAUUAGUUACCGGGUAUCACGGUAUCGACGAAGAAGUAUUCCUCUCCCUGCCAUGCACCUUGGGUGAAGGAGGAAUCACGUUGAUCGUUCAACAAAAAUUAACAGAAAAAGAGUUCAGUUACCUGCACAAGUCGGCAUCAGCGAUGCACAAAGUACAGGAGGACUUAAAAUUCUAGGCAAUUGAUCUGCGUUUAAUGUGUUAGCGUAAUUUACAUCCGGCUAGGUAAAUCGAACGUGUUCUCAUUUCAUAAAAAUCUUCGCAUUUAGAUUUUACGAAAAUGUUCAUUCAUCGUGGCAGGACUUUUCAUUUUCAAUUAUGUUUCGACACUUAUAUUUUAUAAUAUUUCAUACUUAAUAUGUCGAGUGUAUUUUAAGGACUGAACAAUACUGCACUAAACAUUGUUGGCGUGUCUACGUGUGCGUGUGUGUAACCAUAAAAGUAUUUUACCGGUGUGUAUUCUUGUCGAGAUGAUACGUCGACUCUCGGUGAUGUAAGAAACAGUAUUCUAAUGUUAUGAUAUUUAAUACGAUACUGAUAAACCGACUGGCGAACGAGCAUCCUUCGGGAAUAAUCAAAUGUCGAUCCAAGAAUUGUUAAUUCGCAAUUUGUACAUUUUGUAAUACGACUCUACUUAAUUAUACACUGAGAAAUACUGCAACACUGCAGCAAUUAAUGCCGAUCAUUUCCGGCUGCUCUUCGCACAGAAAGCACGACAUCCCAAUGUUUCCUGUUAGUGAAUAUAUUCUAUCUUUCUUAUACAUGUUUACUAGACUAUUUUAAUAAAUUAAUGUUACAAAUG